AUGAGCUGGCGAUGCGCCGCGCGCCGCGCCGGGAGGACCGGCCCCGCCGCCCGCUCUCCUCCGCCGUCGCCGCUGCUGCCGCCGCUGCUGCUGCUGCUGUGGACCGCGGCCCUGGCGCCGGGGGCGGCCGCCGGCGACGAGGCGGCUCCCGCGGGGGCCUCGGUGUGCUACGCGUCCCCGCCCAGCGUGGGCUCGGUGCAGGAGCUGGUUGAGCGCGCCGCGGUGGUGAUCGAGGGAAAGCUGCACCCGCCGCGGCGGCGGCAGCAGGGGGCACUCGACAGGGAGGCGGCGGCGGCGGCCGCGGGCGAGGCAGGGGCGUGGGGAGGCGAGCGCCCGCCGCCGGCCAACGGGACCGUGCCCGCCUGGCCCACCGGCCCCGCGCCCAGCGCCGCCGGGCCCGGAGCCGAGGCGCCCUAUCUGGUGAAGGUGCACCAGGUGUGGGCGGCGAAAGCCGGGGGCUUGAAGAAGGACUCGCUGCUCACCGUGCGCCUGGGCGCCUGGGGCCGCCCCGCCUUCCGCUCCUGCGGGCGCCUCAAGGAGGACAGCAGGUACAUCUUCUUCAUGGAGCCCGAGGCCAACAGCAGCGGCCGCGCGCCCGCCGCCUUCCGAGCCUCCUUCCCCCCUCUCGAGACGGGCCGGAACCUCAAGAAGGAGGUCAGCCGGGUGCUGUGCAAGCGGUGCGCCUUGCCUCCCCGCUUGAAAGAGAUGAAGAGUCAGGAGUCUGUGGCAGGUUCCAAACUAGUGCUUCGGUGUGAGACCAGUUCUGAAUACUCCUCUCUCAAGUUCAAGUGGUUCAAAAAUGGGAGUGAAUUAAGCCGAAAGAACAAACCACAAAACAUCAAGAUACAGAAAAGGCCAGGGAAGUCAGAACUUCGCAUUAGCAAAGCGUCACUGGCUGAUUCUGGAGAAUAUAUGUGCAAAGUGAUCAGCAAACUAGGAAAUGACAGUGCCUCUGCCAACAUCACCAUUGUGGAGUCAAACGAGAUCACCACUGGCAUGCCAGCCUCAACUGAGACAGCGUAUGUGUCUUCAGAGUCUCCCAUUAGAAUAUCAGUAUCAACAGAAGGAACAAAUACUUCUUCAUCCACAUCUACAUCUACAGCUGGGACAAGCCAUCUUGUCAAGUGUGCAGAGAAGGAGAAAACUUUCUGUGUGAAUGGAGGCGAGUGCUUCAUGGUGAAAGACCUUUCAAAUCCCUCAAGAUACUUGUGCAAGUGCCCAAAUGAGUUUACUGGUGAUCGCUGCCAAAACUACGUAAUGGCCAGCUUCUACAAGCAUCUUGGGAUUGAAUUUAUGGAAGCGGAGGAGCUCUACCAGAAGAGAGUGCUCACCAUCACCGGCAUCUGCAUCGCACUGCUCGUGGUUGGCAUCAUGUGUGUGGUGGCCUACUGCAAAACCAAGAAACAACGGAAAAAGCUUCAUGACCGGCUUCGGCAGAGCCUUCGGUCUGAAAGAAACACCAUGAUGAACGUAGCCAACGGGCCCCACCACCCCAAUCCGCCCCCCGAGAACGUGCAGCUGGUGAAUCAAUACGUAUCUAAAAAUGUCAUCUCUAGCGAGCAUAUUGUUGAGAGAGAGGCGGAGACGUCUUUUUCCACCAGUCACUACACUUCGACAGCUCAUCAUUCCACUACUGUCACUCAGACUCCCAGUCACAGCUGGAGCAAUGGACACACUGAAAGCAUCAUUUCGGAAAGCCACUCUGUCAUCGUGAUGUCAUCCGUAGAAAACAGUAGGCACAGCAGCCCCACUGGGGGCCCGAGAGGACGUCUCAAUGGCUUGGGAGGCCCUCGUGAAUGUAACAGCUUCCUCAGGCAUGCCAGAGAAACCCCUGACUCCUACCGAGACUCUCCUCAUAGUGAAAGGUAUGUAUCAGCAAUGACCACCCCGGCUCGUAUGUCACCUGUAGAUUUCCACACGCCAAGCUCCCCCAAGUCACCCCCUUCGGAAAUGUCCCCGCCCGUGUCCAGCACGACGGUCUCCAUGCCCUCCAUGGCGAUCAGUCCCUUCGUGGAAGAGGAGAGACCCCUGCUCCUUGUGACUCCACCACGGCUGCGGGAGAAGUAUGACCACCACGCCCAGCAAUUCAACUCGUUCCACUGCAACCCCGCGCAUGAGAGCAACAGCCUGCCCCCUAGCCCCUUGAGGAUAGUGGAGGAUGAGGAGUAUGAAACGACCCAGGAGUACGAACCAGCUCAAGAGCCGGUUAAGAAACUCACCAACAGCAGCCGGCGGGCCAAAAGAACCAAGCCCAAUGGUCACAUUGCCCACAGGUUGGAAAUGGACAACACAGGCACUGACAGCAGUAACUCAGAGAGCGAAACAGAGGAUGAAAGAGUAGGAGAAGAUACGCCUUUCCUGGCCAUACAGAACCCCCUGGCGGCCAGUCUCGAGGCGGCCCCUGCCUUCCGCCUGGUCGACAGCAGGACUAACCCAACAGGUCGCUUCUCUCCGCAAGAAGAAUUGCAGGCCAGGCUCUCCGGUGUAAUCGCUAACCAAGACCCUAUCGCUGUCUAA
This is a messenger RNA of Budorcas taxicolor (takin), 2517 nucleotides long. It is a transcript of the gene NRG1, whose product is annotated as neuregulin 1. The record is from RefSeq and is a predicted model, not a curated record. NCBI's taxonomy places the organism in Eukaryota, Metazoa, Chordata, Mammalia, Artiodactyla, Bovidae. The transcript has 13 exons. Bases 1 to 2517 code for a protein of 838 amino acids. Gene Ontology annotation, biological process: activation of transmembrane receptor protein tyrosine kinase activity; cell differentiation; animal organ development. Gene Ontology annotation, molecular function: chemorepellent activity; protein tyrosine kinase activator activity.